This is a messenger RNA of Lathyrus oleraceus (garden pea), 1820 nucleotides long. RefSeq names its product cytochrome P450 85A. NCBI's taxonomy places the organism in Eukaryota, Viridiplantae, Streptophyta, Magnoliopsida, Fabales, Fabaceae. The transcript is spliced from 9 exons. Gene Ontology annotation, biological process: sterol metabolic process; brassinosteroid biosynthetic process; brassinosteroid homeostasis. Gene Ontology annotation, molecular function: monooxygenase activity; heme binding; iron ion binding. The coding region runs from base 93 to 1487 and encodes 464 amino acids. The record is from RefSeq and is a predicted model, not a curated record.
UAGUUCCAAGGGCCUAUAUACAUAUGUGUGUAUUUAUGGGCACUUUUAAAUAAAAAACUGUACCUUUGUAAGUGAGAGCAACAACAACAACAAUGGCCUUUUUGAUGGCAAUCGCUGGUGUAUUCUUGGUUCUCUAUUUUUGCUAUGCACUCUUGAGAUGGAACGAAAUAAGGUAUAGGAAGAAAGGUUUGCCACCUGGCACAAUGGGGUGGCCAGUUUUUGGAGAGACAAGUAAGUUUCUUGAGCAAGGUCCAGAUUUCAUGAAAAAACAAGCAGCAAGGUAUGGAAGUUUUUUCAAAUCACACAUAUUUGGUUGUCCUACAGUUAUUUGUAUGGAUGCAGAACUUAAUAGAUACAUAUUGAUGAAUGAAUCGAAAGGUCUUGUUGCUGGAUAUCCUCAAUCUAUGUUAGAUAUCUUAGGAAAUUCUAAUAUUGCUGCUGUUCAUGGUCCUGCUCAUAAGUUCUUGAGAGGUGCACUGUUAUCACUUGUUAGCCCACAAAUGUUAAGAGAUAUAGUUUUGCCAAGAAUUGAUAGGUUUAUGAGUUCUCACUUAACUGAUUGGGAUGGAAAAAUUAUCAACCUUCAAGAUCAUACUAAAGAGGUGAUAUUCCUUUCAAUUAUGGAUCAAAUUGCAAGUAUAGACCCAAGGUCAAAAAGGGCUGAUUAUUUCAAGACACAUUUUUUUAAGCUUGUUUUGGGAACACUUUCUCUACCUAUUAACCUUCCUGGAACAAAUUACCGCAAUGGAGUUCAGGCAAGGAAGAAUUUACUUAGCAUGUUGAGACAAAUACUAGAGGAAAGAAAAGCAUCGAAUGAAAGUUAUAAAGACAUGCUUAGUUGUUUAAUGAAAACAGAUGAAAAUAAGUACAAACUAAAUGAUGAUGAAAUCCUUGACCUAGAACUCACACUUAUGUAUUCUGGUUAUGAAACUGUUUCAACCACAUCUAUGAUGGCUCUCAAGUUUCUCCAUGACAAUCCCAAAGCUCUUGAAGAAAUUAGAAAAGAGCAUUUGGCCAUAAGAGAGAGGAAAAAGCCAAAUGAACCAAUUAAUUUUGAUGAACUCAAAUCAAUGAAGUUUACACGUGCGGUGAUUUUGGAGACAUCUAGAUUGGCCACAGUAGUUAAUGGAGUUCUAAGAAAAACCACUCAUGAUGUGGAACUAAAUGGCUAUUUAAUUCCUAAAGGAUGGAGAAUAUAUGUUUUUACAAGAGAGAUAAAUUAUGAUACUUCUCAAUAUCCUGAUCCAUUAUCAUUCAAUCCAUGGAGAUGGAUGGAGAAGAAUUUGGAAUCACACAAUUAUUUCUUCCUAUUUGGAGGUGGCACUAGACUUUGUCCAGCAAAAGAGUUGGGAAUCACAGAAAUUUCAACUUUUUUGCACUACAUUCUAACUAGAUACAGGUGGGAAGAAGUAGGAGAAACUAAACUAGAGAAAUUUCCUAGAGUUCAAGCACCAAAUGGAAUGCACAUGAGAUUUUCAUCGUACUAACUGUAUUGGGAUACGAUGAACUCAAAUCAAUAAAGCAUUUAGAAUGAUGUUGUUGUUUCAGAAAUUAAAAUAAAAUGUAUUAAACAAAUUGGGUUGAGACUUGGAGCCCCAUGCUUAGUAUUGGAAUAUGGAGGGUAGGAAAGAAUGUUUUUCUAUACUCCUUUUAUAACUACACUUUCAUUUAUUAUUAUAAGAUGAACUUAGCCACAACAAAACCUUGUCUCAUACAACCUUCGACAAAGGACAAACAAACAGUAGUUGGUCCAAUGAUUUUAUGGCCGAGGAACAAAACACACAUAUUGCUCAUUGAUAUUGGAUAUAAUUGCAUGAUAA